AUGAAUACUAUUGUAUUUAACAAAUUGAGUAACCAGGUCCUCUUCGAUGAGAAGGCGAAGGAGGCCGAGAGGAGCAGUAGAAAUUAUUUAGACGUAAUAGAUGGACAGCAUCCGGACCUUCAUCCAGACCUGCUAUCAAGCAAUCACCAAGUUAUCAAAGACAACAACGGCAUCAGACACAGGAGGGGCCGUCAGAACGGUGGGAAGGUGCGACACAAGCGCCAGGCUCUACAGGACAUGGCUAGGCCUCUGAAGCAGUGGCUCUACAAACACAGGGACAACCCAUACCCCACUAAGACAGAGAAAAUCCUGCUGGCCCUCAGCUCUCAAAUGACCUUGGUCCAGGUGUCUAACUGGUUUGCCAACGCCAGGCGGCGGCUGAAGAACACAGUGAGACAGCCAGAUCUGAGCUGGGCGCUGCGCAUCAAACUCUACAACAAAUACGUCCAGGGCAACGCAGAGAGACUGAGCGUCAGCAGCGAUGACACCUGCUCAGAAGACGGGGACAACCCUCAGCGGAUGCAGACGAGCGGCGGCGAGUUCAGCAAGCCCAUGUACCAGAGCGUCAUCAAGAAGGAGGGUGCCACCAUGAUGGGGACGGGGCUCCGAGCCGCUGACGCCGCCUCAUUGGCCGAGGACUACGUGACUCCGCCUCCUAAGUACAAGAGCAGCUUGCUUCACCGGUACCUUAACGACUCGCUGAGACACGUGAUGGUGGCCAACGGCGUCAUGGACGCCAGGAAGAGGAACCACUCGGGAUCCUUCAGCUCCAACGAGUACGACGACGAUCUCCUCUCCCCGUCGUCCUCAGAAACCGAGGCAAACUUUGUUUAUCGAGCUGAAACCAUGGACCAUGGAUCAAGUAAAUGUGACAAUGGGGGUGUUCAGAAGGAGAAGGUACGGGGCAAAGAUGAGACGUACUGGAAGGAGAUCAAUGCAGCCAUGGCCUUGACUAACCUGGCGCAGGGAAAGGACAGCAGCGGAUCAGGGACGACCAGCUGCAUCAUCCAGAAGUCCUCUCAUAUAUCAGAAGUAAAGACUGUCAAAGUGCCUCUGGUGCAGAAGUACUAG
This is a messenger RNA of Salvelinus namaycush (lake trout), 1071 nucleotides long. RefSeq names its product homeobox protein Mohawk-like. The transcript is spliced from 6 exons. The record is from RefSeq and is a predicted model, not a curated record. Gene Ontology annotation, cellular component: nucleus. Lineage: Eukaryota; Metazoa; Chordata; Actinopteri; Salmoniformes; Salmonidae. Gene Ontology annotation, molecular function: RNA polymerase II cis-regulatory region sequence-specific DNA binding; DNA-binding transcription factor activity, RNA polymerase II-specific. Gene Ontology annotation, biological process: muscle organ development; cell development; regulation of transcription by RNA polymerase II. The coding region runs from base 1 to 1071 and encodes 356 amino acids.